AAGGCCCGCCCCUCCUCGCGCCCCUCCCGGGGCUCGCCGCCGAGCGCGCCUGGCCCCCGCCCGAGCCGGCUCCUCCCCCGCCGCUUCCCCGCACGCCUGGGCGGCAGCGCGCGCCCCGGGGGGGGCGGGGCGGGGAGGAUGGCGACCAAGACGGCCAUGUCCCCGGAGGAGCAGCUGGAGGACCUGCAGCGCCGCUUCCAGCUGCUCGAGGGAGAGCGGAAGGCCACAUACGAGACUGCCACACUGAACAUCAAGCAGAAUAAAGAGAUCAUUUCCCAGAUGAAGGAGGAGAACAAGAAGCUGCGCUCCAGCAUCGCAGAUAUGAGAUUGGAGAAACCCCACUCCAUUGAGCAGCAACUGGAAAAGACGAUGUCCGAAGUGCAGGCCUUGCAGCGCAAGUACGACACCCUCAAGGCAGAGAACGUCAAGAAGAAGUCUCACUAUGACUCGCUGACGGUGAAGUCAAAGGACCUCAAGGUCGGCUCGCAGAUGCACACCAGCGAACGGUCCCCCGAAAUGCGACAGAUCCGCGUGCUUGAGAACCGCCUGGACAAGACGAUGAUCAAGUACAACGAGGCCAUGAGCAUCCGCAAAACCUACGAGGCCAUCGUGAAGAGACUGAAGGAGGAGCGGAUCGGUUUUGACAACCAGCUCGAGGGGAUCGAGCGGACUCUGAAGGCCAAGGAGAGGGACUACGAGGAGUUGCUGCUGCUCUCCCACGACGCCUACCACGCCAAGGAGAUGGCCCAGGCCGAGCUGCACCGCUUCGAGCAGGGAGUGAUGGAGGAGCGGAACCAGCGCGACAAGGAGGUGCAGGAGAAGAAGGCCCUCGUCGAGCAGCGGGUGGCCAUGAACAAGCGCCUCGAGCAGCGCGAGAAGUACCUCAAGUCGCAGCAGGACCUCGACAGGGCCGGCGAGCGCCAGCUCAAGGAGAUGUCUGCCACCUCCGACCUCACCGCGGGCAUCUCCAACGACUACGCCCAGGAGGAGCGCCAGAAGCUGCUGGACUACGAGGAGGCCUUCCACCAGAUCAAGGAGGCCACGGGCGUGAGCGACGUGAACGAGGUGAUCCAGAAGUUCCUCACCCAGGAGGACACCCAGAAGAACCUGUCGAGCCUCACGAAGGAGAACCAGGCCACCAUCGACCGCCUGACCGAGGACUGCCGGAGACUGCGCCUGCAGGUGGAGGAGCUCAAGUUCUCCAGCGGCGGCAGCGUCGGCAGGCGGCAGGCCAUCGACGACUUCGAGACGCACCUGGCGGAGGCGACCGAGAAGUUCGACCGCAACAAGGGGAAGUUCGAGCGUAUGGCGAAGAUUCGGACGGACAUGAAGGCUGGCAUAGACCACCUGGCCGAGAAGCUGGCGCCCAUCAAGCUCCAAGACGAGGUGCCCGUGGAGCUGAGCGACGAGACCGUGGAGGAGGUGCUGCAGGUGUGCGAGCACAAGAUCAGCAAGCUGAUGUCCCUCACGACGAUGGAUGAGAACAUGUCGAAGAAGAUGCUGGACGAGGACCGGUACGAGGAGAAGUUGAUGAGCCAGUCGAUUGCCCGGAUCAAGCUGGCGGACAAAGAGGAGGAGGCGGACGACGACGAGGACGACUUCGAUGGCCCACAGGGCGCAGACGACGAGGACGUCCCGCACCGGAAACAGGUGAAGGGCAAGAGCGAGCAGAUCCUGGAGAAGCAGAAGACCAAGAACGGAAAGAAGGCGAAGGCCGCCAAGAAGAAGGAGGGGGCCUGAGGGCCCCGGCCCGCUUUUCCCUUGCCGCUUAAGCUGCAUGACGCUGGCCUCAAGGGUCGGCGGACUACGUUUCAGUCUUCUUCCAGAAUCCGCCUGUAGCAGAACGUGCCCGACCUGACGCUGGCCCUGCGGCCCUCCGUCUCAUCUGCGGCCGCCUCCCCGUGUGGCGCAGUGCGCGCCCACCUGCGCCAAUCCCGGUCAGGCCCAUCGUGUGCCCAGAGUGAGGUCGGCGUGCGUGCCUGUCUGGCUAAGCCAGGAGGA
This is a messenger RNA of Prorocentrum cordatum, 2001 nucleotides long. Lineage: Eukaryota; Dinophyceae; Prorocentrales; Prorocentraceae. The record is from the annotation of a GenBank genome assembly.